Molecule: messenger RNA, 1214 nt
Organism: Quercus lobata
Lineage: Eukaryota; Viridiplantae; Streptophyta; Magnoliopsida; Fagales; Fagaceae
Product: cytochrome P450 714C2-like
Exons: 3
Coding region: 7-1032 (341 amino acids)
Molecular function (GO): heme binding; monooxygenase activity; oxidoreductase activity, acting on paired donors, with incorporation or reduction of molecular oxygen
Source: RefSeq, a predicted model, not a curated record
UAGGAUAUGAUGAACUUAAUGGUGGAGUCCUCAAUUACACUAGUGAACUCAUGGACUAAUCUGAUUGAGAGUGAGAGUGGAGUUGCAGAUGUUCACGUUGAUGAAUACAUGAGAAGCUUUUCUGGAGAUGUGAUCUCAAGAGCUUGUUUUGGCAGCAAUUACUCCGAAGGGGAAGAGAUAUUUUUAAAGCUUAGAGAACUUCAAGAGCAAAUGUCAAAAAAAGUUUUUUUAAGUGGCAUUCCAGUAAUAAGAUAUCUUCCAACUAAGAACAAUAGGGAAACAUGGAGGCUACAAAAAGAGGUCCGCUCUUUGAUUAUGAAGGUAGUGAAGGAAAGAAAGGAGGGAGCAUCACAGAAUAAUUUGCUGCAAAUGAUAAUUGAAGGUGCAACCAAUAGUGAUUUUGGUCAAGAUGAGACUGACAGAUUCAUUGUUGACAAUUGCAAGAACAUAUACUUAGCAGGGUAUGAGACAACUGCAGUGUCUGCAACAUGGACCUUGAUGUUGUUGGCCUCAAAUCCAGAGUGGCAACAAAGAGUUCGUUCUGAGGUUCUCGAAAUUUGUGCUGAUCAAAUGCCUAAUGCUGACAUGGUUCGCAAGAUGAAGACGUUGACCAUGGUAAUUCACGAAUCAUUGCGCCUUUAUCCUCCAGUGCCAAUAGUGUCCAGGGAGGCAUUUCAAGACAUGAAAUUUGGAGACAUAAACGUACCUAAAGGUGUAAAUGUGUGGACCUUGAUGGUAUCCUUACACCAAGACCCUGAUCUUUGGGGACCUGAUGCCAACAUCUUUAAACCCGAAAGGUUUGCCAAUGGAGUCAAUGGUGCAUGCAAGCUCCCUUACGUGUACAUGCCAUUUGGGGUCGGUCCUCGUACCUGUUUAGGGCAAAACUUUGCCAUGGUAGAGCUCAAAAUUCUUCUUGCUUUGAUUGUGUCCAACUUCUCCUUUUCCUUGUCACCCAAAUACAGGCACUCCCCGGCAUUGAAGUUGAUUAUAGAGCCUGAAGAUGGUGUCAAUCUCCUUAUUAAGAAGCUGUGAACAAUGAGCCAAUUACUAUUAUAUUAUAUAGUACUACUACUAUAGUUGGUAUUGCAGAAAGUUUUGUUAAUUGGUGCUUAAACUUGGAUUAUUACAAGAUCAAUGAACAUAUAGAAGCACUAGGCCCUACAUGGUAUCUUGUGACAAGACCCAUUUCUUAUUGCAACAGCAGUUUUUGUUUU